AUGCCGACGGUCACCCUGCCGCCUAAAGAAAACGCUCUCUUCAAAAGGAUCCUGAGAUGCUAUGAGCACAAACAGUACAGAAAUGGGCUGAAAUUCUGCAAGCAGAUAUUGUCCAACCCCAAGUUCUGUGAGCAUGGAGAGACACUGGCGAUGAAAGGGCUCACACUCAACUGCCUGGGGAAGAAGGAAGAGGCGUACGAGCUCGUCCGCAGGGGUCUCCGCAAUGACCUGAAGAGCCACGUCUGCUGGCACGUUUAUGGGCUGCUGCAGCGCUCGGACAAGAAGUAUGACGAGGCCAUCAAGUGCUACAGGAAUGCACUGAAGUGGGACAGAGACAACCUGCAGAUCCUGCGUGACCUGUCCCUGCUGCAGAUCCAAAUGCGGGACCUGGAGGGCUAUCGGGAGACCCGGUACCAGCUGCUACAGUUGCGGCCUGCCCAGCGGGCAUCGUGGAUUGGCUAUGCCAUCGCGUACCAUUUGCUGGAGGACUACGAGAUGGCAGCCAAGAUUAUUGAAGAGUUCCGGAAAACGCAGCAGACAUCCCCUGAUAAGGUGGAUUAUGAGUACAGUGAGCUCCUGCUGUAUCAGAACCAGGUGUUGAGAGAGGCUGGUCUUCUCCGAGAGGCCUUGGAGCACCUCACCACCUAUGAGAAACAGAUCUGUGACAAGCUGGCUGUGGAAGAAACCAGAGGAGACCUCCUGCUCAGUCUGGGCCGCUCUGAAGAGGCAGCGGAUGUGUACAGGAGACUGCAGGAGAGAAACCCAGAGAACUGGUCCUACUACCACGGUCUGGAGAAAGCCCUCAAGCCUGCUACUACAGAAGAGCGGCUGAAGAUCUAUGAGGAGGCCUGGCUGAAAUACCCUAAAGGCCUGGUGCCUCGAAGGCUACCGCUGAACUUCCUGUCUGGUGAGCGGUUCCGCGAGUGUCUGGAUAAGUACCUGAGGAUGAACUUCAGUAAAGGUUGCCCGCCAGUCUUCACUACACUUAAGCCUCUCUACCAAGACAAGGACAAGGUGGCAAUAAUUGAAGAGUUAGUAGUAGGUUUUGAAACGUCUUUAAAUAGCUGCCGAAUGUUUAACCCAAUCGAUGACGGGAAGGAGGAGCCGCCCACCACGUUACUGUGGGUGCAAUACUUCCUGGCGCAGCACUACGACCAGGUGGGCCAGCAGACGCUGGCUCUGGAGUACAUCAACGCCGCCAUCGAAAGCACGCCCACUCUGAUCGAGCUCUUUUUAGUCAAAGCUAAGAUAUAUAAGCAUGCUGGGAACAUCCGGGAGGCGGCGCGAUGGAUGGAUGAGGCCCAGGCUCUGGACACUGCUGACCGCUUCAUCAACUCCAAGUGUGCAAAGUACCUGCUCAAAGCAGGCCUGCUCAAAGAGGCUGAAGAGAUGUGCUCCAAGUUCACACGGGAAGGGGCGUCUGCAGUGGAGAACCUGAAUGAGAUGCAGUGUAUGUGGUUCCAGACUGAGUGUGCGCUCGCCUUUAAAUCCAUGAAGAAAUAUGGCGACGCACUCAAGAAAUGUCACGAGAUCGAGAGGCACUUUGUGGAGAUAACGGACGAUCAGUUUGACUUCCAUACCUACUGCAUGCGGAAGAUGACGCUGCGCUCCUACGUGGACCUGCUCAAGCUGGAGGACGUGUUGCGCAUGCACCCCUUCUACUACAAAGCUGCCAGCACCGCCAUCCAAAUCUACCUCAACCUGCAUGACAACCCGCUCAUCGACGACAGCAAGGAGCUCCAAGCUGACAUCGGGAACCUGACGGACAAAGAACUAAAGAAGCUGCGGAACAAGCAGCGACGGGCCCAGAAGAAAGCUCAGCUGGAGGAGGAGAAGAAGAAUGCCGAGAAAGAGAAACUGCUCAAGAACCAGAAGAAAAAGAAAGAGGACGAUGACGAGGAAAUUGGGGGACCCAAAGAGGAGCUCAUACCAGAGAAACUGGCCAAGGUAGAGAACCCCUUGGAUGAGGCCGUAAAGUUCCUGAUUCCUUUAAAAAAUCUGGUGAAGAAUAAGAUAGAAACUCAUCUCCUGGCCUUCGAGAUCUACUUCAGAAAAGAGAAGUUCUUGUUAAUGUUGCAGUCGGUGAAGAGAGCCUCCGCCAUAGACCUGGAUCACCCGCGCCUUCACCAGUGUCUCGUGUGCUUCUUCAAAAGAGUGUCGGAAGCUAAAGACCUGGCGGAACCGGUCCUCACGGUCCUGAAGCAGGAGAUAUCUCGGUUGUUUGGUGACCGCAAUGUGAAGAGCUUCAACCAGACCUUCCUUAGCAAGCACUCCGACUCCAUCCCUCAUCGAUUAGCAGCUGCCAAAAGUAUGUUCUACCUGGAUCCGUCAACAGAGAAGGUGGCGGUGGACCUCGCCACAGCACUGGACGAGUCACUUAAUAACAGAAGCAUUCAGAUUUGCACAGAGGUGUUGGCGAGUCUGCGCGACGGUAGCCUAGGAAAUGCCACGGAAGUGGCUGAGUCCUACCGGGCGGAGUGUCACAAAAUCUAUCCCUACACGCUAGCCUUCAUGCCACCCGGCUACGAGGAGAACACGAAGAUCGCGGUUAACGGUGACAUCUCCACAGAAACGGAGGAGCUAGCCAAUGACAUGUGAACACCUUGAGAGAGGGCGGGGCUGAGGGAGGAGGGGUCGGAACUGGAGGCGUGGCAACACUGCCAUGAAAGAUGCCUGAGACCGUUGCCAUUGACAAGUUUCCGAGCUGAACUCUGGCGUUUUCUCCACCCCAUUGACAUCGUGACCGGGUGACUGCGUCUGCAGAGAGCAAGAGGAGGAGGAACAGGAAGAAGAGAGGUGGGGGGGGUAACGAGAGGAAAAAAAAAAAAAAAGAGGCCAUUUUACUUUUUUAACCUUGCUGAUGACUACUCUCUAACUGAAAUAUAGACACAACACAAACAUCCUCUUCUGAAGUGUCUGAAGAAAGGGAACUGCAGAGGAUCAGGAAUCCCAUAGUCGACAACCAAGCUGGUCCAUCCACCCACCCACCCGUUUUAAAGAAUAAUUUAUAUGAAAAAAAUAAAAAUGGCUUAAAAUCA
Messenger RNA from Electrophorus electricus (electric eel), 3038 nucleotides. RefSeq names its product N-alpha-acetyltransferase 15, NatA auxiliary subunit b (gene naa15b). Gene Ontology annotation, cellular component: NatA complex; cytoplasm. The record is from RefSeq and is a predicted model, not a curated record. Gene Ontology annotation, molecular function: protein binding. Gene Ontology annotation, biological process: N-terminal peptidyl-methionine acetylation. NCBI's taxonomy places the organism in Eukaryota, Metazoa, Chordata, Actinopteri, Gymnotiformes, Gymnotidae.